Molecule: messenger RNA, 672 nt
Organism: Microplitis mediator
Lineage: Eukaryota; Metazoa; Arthropoda; Insecta; Hymenoptera; Braconidae
Exons: 1
Coding region: 1-672 (223 amino acids)
Molecular function (GO): nucleic acid binding
Source: RefSeq, a predicted model, not a curated record
AUGUACUCCAAGCACGCACCAUGGCCAAAUGGUCAUCCAUUUGCUCGAUUGGUUGCAUUUAUUGACACCGACGGCAUCAUUCGAGUAGGUGGACGAUUGGAAAAUUCUCCAAAUCAAGACCAAAGUAAGCAUCCUGCUAUUCUACCACGGAAUGCGGCACUCACUAAACUCAUCAUCUCUGAUGCUCAUCAGCGUACCAUGCAUGGUGGUACUCAACUAACUCUUGCAUUCAUACGACAAAAGUACUGGAUCAUUGGCGGUAGACAACCAGUACGCUCAAUUAUACUCAAAUGUAUAAAAUGCGCACGACAUCGUGCUGAUAGAGCUCAACAACUCAUGGGUCAGCUACCAGUAUCACGAGUCACUCCAUCAUCUGCAUUCACUUACACUGGAGUUGAUCAUGCUGGUCCAAUAACGCUCAAAAAUUGGCGACACCGAGGAGCAAAAACAUACAAAGGCUGGAUUUGUGUUUUUGUCUGCCUUUCUACGUCAGCGGUACAUCUAGAGGUAGUCAGCGACUACAGCUCUAGUGGGUUUAUCGCAGCACUCCGCAGAUUUAUCAGCCGACAAGACAUCUGCUCAGCACUCUACAGCGAUUGCGAAACGACGUUCAAAGGCGCUGAAACUGAUCUCAACCGUCUGUUCACUCAAGGAACUCAAGAGUCAAGAUAA